This is a messenger RNA of Panicum hallii, 589 nucleotides long. RefSeq lists its product as uncharacterized. Gene Ontology annotation, molecular function: RNA binding. Bases 34 to 441 code for a protein of 135 amino acids. The record is from RefSeq and is a predicted model, not a curated record. Lineage: Eukaryota; Viridiplantae; Streptophyta; Magnoliopsida; Poales; Poaceae. The transcript has a single exon.
AAAACGACCAUAGCUUCAGGGACAAGAACAGCAAUGGAUCUGGACGCGAGCCCUGCCAUCAACUUCUCGAAGGACCCGAACGCCGAGUCCUGCUGCAUCUGCGGCGAGGAGGAGGAGGAGGAGGAGGCGACGGAGCUGACGUGCCCCUACAACUACCUCGCCCCUGCCUCGUACGCUCCCCGCCGGGCGAGAGCUGCCGCCUGGAGGGAGUCCAGGAGCGCGCUGUCCGAGCACCGCUGGUACUUGCGGCGCUUCGUGCGCGUGAACAACCUACCGGGGAGCUGCCGUCCGGCGGAACUCGCCGGGCUGUUCGCCGAGUUCGGGCCGCUGCGGAUGUGGCACGUCGCCAUGGACGCCCCCGGAGCGUGCAAGGGAUUCGCCUGCCUCGUCUUCGAGCACCGAGAGCAUGCGGAGGAAGCUAUCGAUAGGCUCAAUUGCUAAAGUUUAGGCGGGCGUAGCUUGCGGGUAGACUGGGCUUACCCCAGUGCAUGACUGAGCAACAGUUAUGGCUCAAGAAAUUCCCACGCCAUUAAGUGUAAAUGAUUUGAGCGUGUAUUAACAUUGAAUCAGCCCAUGCUAGCCUCCUCCA